Exaiptasia diaphana is the source of this 1697-nucleotide messenger RNA. RefSeq names its product tubulin-specific chaperone cofactor E-like protein. Gene Ontology annotation, molecular function: protein binding. The transcript is spliced from 4 exons. NCBI's taxonomy places the organism in Eukaryota, Metazoa, Cnidaria, Anthozoa, Actiniaria, Aiptasiidae. The record is from RefSeq and is a predicted model, not a curated record. Bases 90 to 1367 code for a protein of 425 amino acids.
UGUUUUUGUUCGAGCACUGAAAAUCUUUGAGUUGCUUUCGACUUUUUCUAUUCUUGACUUCGAUUCACUGCUUAUUAAUGGUUUGAACAAUGGAGAACCGAAACAAGGUAGUGACGAUUAAAGAAGCAGUUUUGACGAAAUACAGUGACGAUGGAUUCGAGGUGAACAACUUUAAUCACAUCAGUUUUUCCCCAAAACGAAAAGCAAGUCUCAGUCAAGCACUCGAUCUGUCAAAAAGAACCAUUCUUGCACUAGACGACUGUGAUAUCUCGUGUGUAGGAAAUCCUGAAGACAUAUUACAGCUUUGUCCAAAUCUUGRGGAGCUUGAUUUGACAAAUAAUCAUAUAUCUAAUUGGCAAGAGGUGUUACCCAUUAUAUCUCAACUGGAUCAACUGAGAGUUCUUAAUCUAUCUGGCAACCCUCUUGGUACUGAUGAAAAUGAUGAGCCAUCACUUGAAGGUCUUGAUAAAUCCACUUCAAUCAAGAAACUUAUACUCAACAACACUGGAGUGACACUGACGUUUGUGUACUCAUUGUUGGAAUGCCUAACAGGAGUGGAUGAGCUUUUCCUUAGUCUAAACGGAUAUUCUGGUAUUCCAACCACUGAUAAGACCUUCCCAAACAUCACAAAUCUCUACCUUAAUGAACACUGCAUGAAAGAAUGGAACCAGAUCAUGGCCAUUGGGAAAAUCUUUCCUCAACUAGAACAGCUCACAAUGACAGAUUGUCCCCUGGAAAUGGUGCUACCUGAWAAAGCUGGUGAGCACUUCCCAAAACUCAAAGUACUACGCCUGAACAAGACUGCUAUUUGUGAUUGGAGUAGYAUUGAUGCUUUAAAUGCAUUUCCAUCUCUUAUGGAUGUUAAGUUUAUUGGCAUACCAUUGCUGGAAGAUGACAGAGAAGAGACUCGCCAACUUGCGCUUGCAMGAUUACCCAAUGUUACAAAGAUUAAUGGAGCAAGAGUAGGUGAAAAGGAAAGAGAAGAUGCUGAACGGUUUUUCAUUCGUUAUCACAUGGAUGAUGCAAAUCCCCCCAAACGUUACCAAGAGUUGAUUAAAGUUCAUGGUGUACUUGAUAGACUAGCUGAGGUCAACUUAGGCCCUCCUACAUCGGUCAAGCUUUCUAUCAUCUAUGAAAACCAGUCUCCAUUAGUAAGAGAUGUACAUUUGAAACAGACAACAAGAGAUUUCAAAAAAUAUCUCAGUAAUGAAUUGAGUCUUCCAACAUCCAAGAUGAGAAUCUAUUAUCAUGAUAUUGAUACUUUAUAUGGACCAGAGGAGAUGAAAUAUUUGGACAGAACCUUGAGUCGUUAUAAUAUGGUGGAUGGCGAUGAGAUAUUAAUCUAUAACAAAGACUUGGAUCGAUAGCUUAAUGUUCAGUCAAUAUUUGAGUUGUUUGCAGGGUGAUGUUCAGCUAAUAAACAUUAAUUUUUGUAUUUUUUUCUGGAAUGAAGAGUUAUAAAAAGUCAUAUUUUUCUUUCUUAUAUGUGAUGGUCCAGCUGUAGGUUAUAUAUAUGGACUGGGCCUGUUUGAAUGAAUUUAUUUGCUUAAAAUGUUUCACUUGGGAAUAAUCUUUAUAAAACUGUACAUAAAGAAAUUUAAAGCUAAUUAUUAAUAAAUAAUUGUGCAUUACUUAUGUUUUAUUCAAUAUUGUGUAAAUAGUUCCAUUUGUGAAAAAUAAACAACACAUUGUUCUAA